Molecule: messenger RNA, 1410 nt
Organism: Neoarthrinium moseri
Lineage: Eukaryota; Fungi; Ascomycota; Sordariomycetes; Amphisphaeriales; Apiosporaceae
Exons: 3
Coding region: 1-1410 (469 amino acids)
Biological process (GO): response to antibiotic
Source: RefSeq, a predicted model, not a curated record
AUGCCGUUGCUGAGUGCUCUCAAGUCGGAUUCAUCUGGCAAUGAAGACAGCACCGCCAACCUUCUUAGAACCAACGUCAACCCCUUCCACUCCGUACACGACUGCAAAGAUGCGUUGAGCAGAGCUUUUGACACUUUUGGUGAUUGUAAAGUACUUUUGAUUGGUGACGCCUCACAUGGUACCUCAGAGUUUUACGCCGUGCGCGCCGAAAUCACCAAGCACAUGAUCUUGCAUCAUGAAUUUAAUAUUGUUGCCGUCGAGGCAGACUGGCCAGACGCUGAAAGUGUCGACAGAUACGUGAGACGAAGGCAGGGUCCUGGACCGGUAGGUGACGUCGAACCAGCCUCAGAGUCAAGACGAAAGGGACGAGAACCUGCCUUUAUGAGAUUCCCCACGUGGAUGUGGCGAAACCAAGAGGUGCAGCAGUUUGUCGAGUGGCUACGAGACUUUAAUGACGGUCGAGAUGUACAUGACGCUGUCAGCUUCAAUGGUCUCGAUCUAUACUCGUUGGGGACGUCCAUGGCAGCCAUUAUUGAAUAUCUUGAUCACAUUGAUCCUCAGAUGGCCGAAAUUGCUCGCGAGAGAUAUGGCCAAUUAAUGCUAUGGGCCGAGGACCCACAUGAGUACGGAUAUGAAAUUGCAAUGAAAAAGUUUCAAGGUUAUGAGAGGGAAGUCGUUCAGAUGCUUCGAGAUUUACUAGCCAGAAGAGUGGAGUACUCGGAUGCGACCUGGAACGGAGAAGAGUUCCACGGUUCGGAGCAAAAUGCACAACUUGUUGUAGAUGCCGAGCACUACUACAAGUCCAUGUACUAUGGACGCGACGAAACCUGGAAUCUGCGUGAUACUCACAUGUUUCGGACCCUCAGCCGUCUCUUGAAACAUCGAGGGCCCAAAUCGAAAGCUGUUGUUUGGGCUCAUAACUCGCACAUUGGCGAUGCCAGAGCGACGAGUAUGGGAUGGGCCGAGGGAGAACUCAGUAUUGGCCAGCUUUGUAAGGAAGCGUUCGGCAAACAAGCGCUCAGUAUUGGCUGUGGCACAAAUACUGGCACAGUAGCAGCUGCAAAUCAAUGGGAUGGUGAUAUGCAGGUUAAAAACAUGAAGCCUGGCCUGCCUGGUAGCGUUGAGGAGCUUAUGCAUGACACUGGCAUCAGUAACUUUGCCCUGGAUUUACGACAGGAUUUCUGCAGUGAAAUGCUGCGCCAGAAGCUUCGAAGACGCCGUCUCGAAAGAUUCAUAGGGGUUAUAUACAGACCUGAGACCGAGCGUCAGUCACAUUACUCAACGGUAAUACUCCCAGACCAGUUUGAUGGAUUCCUAUGGUUUGACAAGACGCGACACGUCGGAUCUCUAGAAGUUCAUCAGCCUCAAACCAAGUUGGAAUUUGGAGAGACUUGGCCGUUUGGGUUGUAG